Messenger RNA from Rosa rugosa (rugosa rose), 1143 nucleotides. RefSeq lists its product as uncharacterized. The record is from RefSeq and is a predicted model, not a curated record. The transcript has 2 exons. Gene Ontology annotation, molecular function: zinc ion binding; nucleic acid binding. Bases 1 to 1143 code for a protein of 380 amino acids. Lineage: Eukaryota; Viridiplantae; Streptophyta; Magnoliopsida; Rosales; Rosaceae.
AUGCCUCCUAGACGCCGAAACCGCAGGGAGACUACUCCCGCUUCAGGAGAUGGGAAUGCUCCUGAAGGACUAGCGAACGCCUUGGGGCAUAUUUUCCAGCAGCUGACUGCAGCGCUUCCUGGUUCCAGAACCGAUUUUACCAUGGAGCGAGCGAGGAAGCAUGGAGCGUAUAGUUUCUCCCAUGCUCCUGAUGCUAUGGAUGCUCAGAAUUGGCUGAACAAGAUGGAGAGGGUUUUUACUCAGAUUAAUUGUCCGGAGGACCGGAAAGUGGGUUUAGCAGUGGAUUUUCUUGAUGGUGUGGCUUUUGAUUGGUGGAAUAUGACUAGCAGGGAUUUAGAGAAUGAUGGCCCAAUCACUUGGGAACAGUUCAAGGAACAUUUUACUGAGCGGUAUUAUGGUACAGCUAUCCGUGACAGGAUGAAGUAUGAGUUCUUACAUUUUGAGAAAGGGGACAAGACUGUGACGGAGUUUGAGCAGCGGUUCACCCAGCUAGCCCAGUUUGUGCCUGAUUUGGUUGGCACUGAGAGAGAGCGGAUCUACAGGUUUGUUGAUGGAUUGGGGGGUGAUUAUCGUCUGCAGUUGACAGGAGUGCCAUUCAAUACUUACUCUGAGGCAGUUAAUGCUGCUCUGCGACUUGAGACCAUGUAUUUGUCCGGUGUUCGACCUCGAGAUGCGGGUGGCCCUAGCCAGGGUCCAUCCAAGAGAGCUGCUUCCACUUCUGGUUCAGGAUCUUCUGGAGGUAGUAGACUUGUCAGUUCAGACUCGACCACCUUACCGGAUUUUGGAGGACUUAAUAUGGGGGGUGGACAGUCUGAGUGGCAGUUCAGUGACGACACUAGUCAGUACGGUGGUACCUCAGAGGGAUUCCAUACUUGGAGGGAUCGUCCCCAGCGUUGGACGAGGGAUGUGACGUGCUAUCAGUGUGGACAGCAGGGUCAUUAUAGGAGGGAUUGUCCUACAUUGACUCAUGGCGUUACUCCAGACGUCGGUCAAGGUUCUAGUCACGCAUCAGGAGGUUCAUCUAGCGGCACUCUCACUAGUUCUGUCAGGGGCGGCACUCAACGAGGUAGUGGCCGCCGUGGACGUCCAGCAACUCAGACGAGACUUCAUGCCAUGUUUCAGCAGGUUGCUUUGGAUAUCUAG